AUGAACACCAACAGUUCUACCACCAACAGUUCCGCCACCGCCUUCGACCCCCUCAACCAGAUCUUCUCCAUUCUAGGUCCCGAUGGCAGGAGGGGGAUUCCGCUUACACCGGCGUCCGUCUCGGCGAUCUACUCGGACAUCAGCUCCCUAUCAAUUCUCUAUGGAACACAGAUCGGGGCAAGCUUCAUCAUGCUCGCCGUGGUCCUCAGCAUGACGCCCGGUGUCCGGCUCAAGCGGCUACCUGCCAUCAUCUCCAUCUCAGCCCUUACGCUGAACACGAUCCGGAUGACCCUCAAUGCCCUGUAUUUUACCUCCUCCUGGCUCAAUCUUUACACAGUAAUCACCGGUGAUACUCGACCCGUCCUCAAAACCGACUACGACCUGAGCGCAACCACUACAGCCCUAAGCAUCCCAAUUACCAUUCUUAUCGAGGCAGCGCUUUUCGUGCAGGCCUGGUCCAUGCUCCAGCUGUGGAAGACAGUGUACAAGGCCGCGGCGGUGGCCAUCUCCCUCGCCCUGGUCUUCACGACCAUCGCUUUCAACUUUAGCGUUACCGUCAUCCAGACGCUGUGGAUCCUCUACAGCACCAACUUUCCCUUUGCAAUCUGGAUGCGCCAGACCUACGUCGGCCUGAUCACCGCCAGCAUCUGCUGGUUCUGCUUCCUCUUCAACAUCCGACUCGUCAUGCACAUGUGGCAGAACCGCACCAUCCUGCCCUCGCUCAAGGGCCUCAAGGCAAUGGACGUGCUGGUCAUCACCAAUGGUAUCCUGAUGUUCGUCCCAGUAAUCUUCUCCGCCCUCGAAUUCAGAAGAUGGGUCAAGUUCGAGUCCGCCUCGCUCACUCAGACAUCCGUCAUCGUCAUCCUGCCACUUGGCACCCUCAUCGCGCAGCGUCUUGCUAACCCGGCCUGGUUCGGCACGGGCUCCCCGUCGUCGGCCGGCAGCCACGGCGGCACCGACACCACCGUCUCCUCUUCCUGCUCCCCGUACAUCAUCUCGGGCUCAAGCCGCAGCAGCGGGACCGCCGCAAGCGCCAGGAGACCGCUCUUGGCGAGCGCGUACAAGAGCUCGAACGCUACUAGUAACGGUGCGGGUCACGCCCACGGUCAUGUCGAGGUGCAUCGUGGUCCGCCCGCAGCGGUUCUGACGUCGCAUAUUAGGUCGGAUGGGUCGAAUGAGAAGAGGGAGGCUCGGACGCAGUACGCGGAACUGGGCGACAGGGAGCUGGCUAGGAUGGACCGGGAGGAUUUGGAGCGUGGAGUCAGGGUUGGGUAUGAUAUCGAGCAAGGUGAGGAGAGGGUGGGUGUUGCUGAUGAGAAGGAGAGGCUCGGCUCUUAG
Canariomyces notabilis is the source of this 1338-nucleotide messenger RNA. RefSeq lists its product as uncharacterized. The coding region runs from base 1 to 1338 and encodes 445 amino acids. Gene Ontology annotation, biological process: G protein-coupled receptor signaling pathway. Lineage: Eukaryota; Fungi; Ascomycota; Sordariomycetes; Sordariales; Chaetomiaceae. The transcript has 2 exons. The record is from RefSeq and is a predicted model, not a curated record. Gene Ontology annotation, cellular component: G protein-coupled receptor homodimeric complex; membrane. Gene Ontology annotation, molecular function: mating-type factor pheromone receptor activity; pheromone binding.